AUGGCAAGCUCCUGGACCAGGCAAGCUCUUGGACCAGGCAAGCUCGUGGACGAGGCAUGCUCCUUGACCAGGCAAGAUCCUAGACCAGGCAAGCUCCUGGACCAGGCAAGCCCUGGAUCAGGCAAGCUCCUGGACCAGGCACGCUCCUGGUUGAGGCAAGCUGUUAGACCAGGCAAGCUCCUAGACCAGGCAAGCUCCUGGACCAGGCAGGCUCGUGGACCAGGCACGCUCAUGGACCAGGCAAGCUCCUGGACUAGGCAAGCUCCUGGACCAGGCAAGCUCCUGGACCAAGCACCCUCGUGGACCAGGCACGAUUCCGGACCAGGCAAGCUCCUUGACCAGGCAAGCUCCUGGACCACGCAAGCUCUUGGACCUGGCAAGCUCCUGGACCACGCAAGCUCUUGGACCAGGCACGCUCCUGGAGAAGGCAAGCUCUUGGACCAGGCAGGCUUUUGGACCAAGCAAGCUCCUGGACCAGGCAAGCUCCUGCACGCUCCUGGACCAGGCACGCUCCUGGACCAGGCAAGCUCCUGGACCACGCAAGCUCCUGGACCUUUCAUGGACGUGGACGUGGACGUGGACGUGGUCGUGGACGUGGUCGUGGACGUGGACGUGGACGUGGACGUGGACGUGGACGUGGACGUGGACGUGGACGUGGACGUGGACGUGCACGUGGACGUGGACGUGAACGUGAACGUGGACGUGGACGUGAACGUGAACGUGAACGUGAACGUGGACGUGGACGUGAACGUGGACGUGGACGUGGACGUGAACGUGGACGUGAACGUGAACGUGGACGUGGACGUGCACGUGGACGUGAACGUGAACGUGGACGUGAAUGUGGACGUGGACGUGGACGUGGUCGUGGACGUGGACGUGGACGUGGACGCGGACGUGGACGUGGACGUGGACGUGGACGUGGACGUGGACGUGCACGUGGACGUGGACGUGAACGUGAACGUGGACGUGGACGUGGACGUGAACGUGAACGUGAACGUGAACGUGGACGUGGACGUGAACGUGGACGUGGACGUGGACGUGAACGUGGACGUGAACGUGAACGUGGACGUGGACGUGCACGUGGACGUGAACGUGAACGUGGACGUGAAUGUGGACGUGGACGUGGACGUGGUCGUGGACGUGGACGUGGACGUGGACGCGGACGUGGACGUGGACGUGAACAUUGAUACGUGGACGUGGACGUGA
Messenger RNA from Closterium sp. NIES-65, 1206 nucleotides. The record is from the annotation of a GenBank genome assembly. NCBI's taxonomy places the organism in Eukaryota, Viridiplantae, Streptophyta, Zygnematophyceae, Desmidiales, Closteriaceae.